Molecule: messenger RNA, 4610 nt
Organism: Paramormyrops kingsleyae
Lineage: Eukaryota; Metazoa; Chordata; Actinopteri; Osteoglossiformes; Mormyridae
Product: ras-associating and dilute domain-containing protein-like
Biological process (GO): negative regulation of Rho protein signal transduction; signal transduction; angiogenesis
Cellular component (GO): cell-cell junction
Molecular function (GO): GTPase binding
Source: RefSeq, a predicted model, not a curated record
GGCGCGUGCCGUGGUGCUCGCAUCCUGGGUUGCAGCGCGUUACCCCGCUGAUUUAUGCUUUAUAUCGUUAACUAGUUACGAAAAAUCUCCGGCGACAUAAAAUAAGCGCAGCACGGCGUGACAAAGCUCGGCGUUCGCGACGUUUUUUCGUUACAUUUUUUACGCGGGCUACUUUUCCGACGCGUGUGAGUAACCGCGCCACGUUUCAAAAGUUACCUGAGGUGAACCUGACCCUUGCGAAAUUAUUCUAAAUUCCUAAAAUCUGACUGAAAGCGCUAAGUAGUACUUUUGGCGAUGUUUCGGGUAGGGGGAGUCGUAUCUCAUAGAUAAAUCUGUGAGUAAUAGGUAUUGCUGAAACACUGAAUCACCGACAGCUGGAGACUCAGCGCUUUUGAUGCCAACGAAGCGGACUCAAGUCGUCGGCUGUAUAAGUGGGAUGAUGCAACUGGCGCGACGCUAUCGCGCUGUCCGGAAAAUGUGCUGUUUAUGUAAACUCUGUUAGUAUAGAUGGCGUUAGUUGCCUAAGUAUGCCCAUCGCUGGGUACGGAGCAGCGUGUUUGUGAUUCAUAAAGUUUUUUUUUUUUACCUUUAUGCGUUACCGUGCUGUUAAACAUGAUUUCCAGAGAACACAAUUAUCAGAUGUCCAAGUCAACUCUGAAUAUACCCGUGGGAUUACUUAUCCAAUCGCCAAAAAAGCGCCUUGUGAAGUUAGGAAGAAAUGCAAGCAAUGGAUCCGUACAGUCCAAGCUGUCCAGUGCCACCACCAGGUCGGCUGAGAGUGCACUGCAUAGGGAGUCCAGCAAGAACAAGGCCCCCUGGCACAGCCGCGGGCUCGCGGCCAUCUUCAGCAGAGGAGCGCACCUGGACGGGGCUGGUGGCGACAGUGCCGUGCUGUCAGACAGCCUGAGCGAGAUGUCCAGUCCGGAUUCCAGCCCCAGCAUCCUAAAGAUCUUCGGCAGUGCCGUUUCCCAGGGGGCCCACUACAAAAGUGUGCUGGCCACCAUACACUCCACCGCCAAGGAGAUCAUUCAGGAGGCCUUGGAAAGGUACGAUCUGGAGGAGGAUGCCGACGCGUACGUGCUGUGUGAGCUGGUCGGCUGUGACGGCGAGGACCUCCAGUGGCGGAGCGAGUGUUCGCGGGUCGUAGGGGCUCAGGAGAGACCCCUGCUGCUGCAGGCGAUGUGGAGGCCCGCAGAGGGCUUUUCCCGCCGCUUUGAGAUCCAGAGACGAGCCACUGUGGAGCAGAGCGUCCACAUGGGCAAACAGGCUGCCACCUUAGGCUCAGGAAGGCUGCCAAAGACCGGCCCACGUGUAACCUCCAUGCUGAUGGAACUCGGGGGCAGGAGCCCCGAAUUGUGGAGGAGCCUCAGUGAGCUGGAGUUGCCCCCGACAUCGCAGGACCCCCCCCACGCCUACGAAGCACGGGGCCUGUCUGGGGAGAGAGAAGAGACUGAGAGCAGCGGGCAUUCUGGCACCCAGCUUUUCAGCAGCCAGCAAGCUUCCUGCAAACUUCCCCAAACACCCUGUUUCUUGUUGCUGCAGGGAUACAGCCCCAGACAGGACUGCGUCAUCUACCUGCUAGACGGGACGACCACAGCCUUCGGCCGCAGCGAGGGGGAGGAGGUGUUCGGUGCCCACCUCCAGCUGCACGCCCCCGACAUCCUGCCCCUGCACUGCCGUGUGCUCCGCCAGGAGGCCCAGCCUGAUGGCCAAAGGGCGGCGCUGCUGUUGGAGCCGCUCCACGGCGCCCCCGUCUCCCUCAAUGGCACCACCCUGACGCAGCAGGUCCAGCUCUGUCCCUGGGAUCUCGUAGGCUUGGGGAAUCACUACAUGUUCCUGUAUAAGGACCCUACUGCUGGCCCCGCCCACAAAAGCCCCCCUUGGCUUACCUCUGGACACCAGAGGGCUGCAGUCUGCCCCACUUGUGGCUGCAGCCUCCCCCGCCCCAGCUGGGGGUUCUCACUAAGGCUGAAAGAUCCAACGUGCCGAGAUCUCUCCCUAUCCUACGAGCUGGAGCACAAGGACCGGAUCCUCGAGGAAAUCUUCGCUGUGCUGGAUCCCCGCGGCGAUGACCCCAAGCUGACCCCAGCCUUCCUGCUAUGCCUCUACAUCCAGCACUCGGCCGUGAACUUCCGGGCUUCCGAAUUCCGCCGACUGCUGCUCCACAUCGCUGGCCACGUUCAGACCGCCGUGGGGGACGUGACGCAGGAGCUCGCCUCGGUCCAGCCUGAAACGCCCUCUGGUGGGGGACAGGGUGACUUGGGGGAGUCACAGUCCGUGCCGAUACCUGACAUCCGCCCGCUGGUGCUGUGGAUGGCCAACAGCCUGGAACUGCUCCACUUCAUUCAGCAGGAGGUUCCGCGUCUGCUCCCCUGGGCUGAGGAGGAGGAGGAGGAGGAGGACGCUGAGCAGGAUGAUUCAGGAAGCCCAGGGUCGCCCUGGCAGCAGGCCAUCACAGUCCUGGACGAGGUGGUGAUGUUUACAUUCCAGCAGUCUGUGUACCACCUCACCAAGAGCCUGUAUAGCACCUUGUCUGGCCUGCUGGACAGCAGCCCCUUCACCGAACGCGGUCAGCUGCAGACGCCCAAGGCCGUCCUGGACACGGUGGCGGUGUUCAGAGACGCCAUGCGGCUGUUCAGCUCCUGCGGCGUGCACCGGGACGUCGUCACCCAGCUCUUCGCUUACCUCUUCUUCUUCACCAAUGCCUCCGUCUUCAAUACACUCAUGGAGAGGGGAGCCACAGGAGGGUUCUACCAGUGGUCCAGGGGUGUCCAAAUCCGGGCCAACCUAGACCUGCUGAUGGACUGGAUCCAGGGCGCGGGGCUGGCCGACGUGGCGGACGGAUUCUUCCAGAAGCUCUCGUCGGCAGUGAACCUGCUGGCCACACCCAGGGAGACGCUGCUGCAGGCUUCCUGGAGCUCCCUGCGGAGCGACUUUGAGCCGCUGAGCCCAGCACAGCUCCAUCACAUGCUGCAGCAGUACCGCUCGGGCCGAGCCUGCCCCACUGCGUGGAGCCCAGCGCCUCAGGACGCCGUCGCCGCGUGGUCAGGAGCCGACGUGCUGGAGAGCUUUGAGGGGCAUCCCCCGCUCGUGCUGCCCAGGAGGGACUUCCAGCUGCGGCUCGGCAAGCCGGUCCCGGAUCCUGGCCUGGUGGCGCGGCUACAAAGCCUGCAGGACUUCGUCUUCUCGCUCGCUCGGCCCUCCGCGCACCCGGGGCAGUGUCCCCCGAUGCAGAAGCCGUGUUCAGAAGCUUCCCCCCCUAUGAAGAACUCGACAGGCACUGUCCCGUACGACGGAGCUGCGGUUUUGUCCCAGCGUUCGGCGGCACCGCGAAGCCCCAGUGUCAGCGACCUGAGCUCCUGCCAGACUGUCCUGACUCAGAAGCUGAGGAGCUUAGAACUGCAGUGCAGCCUGCGCGAGCAGCCGGACCUCAGCUGUCACAAAGGCCUAGCCCUGGACCCCUCCUGCCUGCUCACCCCUCCCAACACCCCCCAGGGCCACGAGCUGGCUGAGCCCGAGGCCAACCUGCAAGGUGGCGCUCUGGAGAGAGAGGCGGCUGACCAGCAGAGACAACGUAAGAACCAAUCACCAUGCUGCAAGAAUAAGGAGGACUGUGAAAUGGAUGAGGAAGUGUUCAGCGUGGAGCUGCAGAUGGGAUCCCAGGGGCUCGGACUGGCCCUGGUGGAUGGGAUGUCGACGCCGAUGAAGAUGAGCGGAAUUUACAUUCGCUCUGUGGUUCCGGAUUCACCUGCCGGCCAGUGCUGCAGACUGGGCCCUGGAGACCGUAUCCUGGCCGUAAAUGGACAGAGCCUGGUGGGAAUGGAGUACCACAGUGGCAAGGAGCUCAUGCAGACAUCAGGAGACAAGCUCAGUUUGCUGGUGGCCAAAUGUGUAUGGAAGGUUUAGCUUGUAUGGGAGCUAACUGGACAAUCUGGGCCAUGAAGUACACUUUAAAGCUCAGGGACCUUUGCGUGAGCUGCAGGUAUUGAGUUUUCUUACUGGAGUUUUUCCACAUAGGAAAAAACAUAUUUUUGGGAUAUUUAAAUAAGUUUACUUUUUUUUACUUAUUGAGGAAAAGUUACUUCAACAUAUUUUUAUUCGCUGAAAAGCUUUAUUACAUUUCUCAUUUGAAUUGCAGGCUGAAAACAGUGUAAAAUCAUGACGUUUCUGGGCUGGAUUCUGGCUGGAGUGUAAACAUUUAGAAUAUGUACAUAGCAAUUGAACGUUAAUGUACGGGAAUGUCAUGCAUUACAAUGCCAUGGCGGUAACAUAUGCACUAUGUUAAAAUUGGCGACCUGUUAGGUGUACUGGGUGCACUGGGAUUCUGGCCAAGCUGCUGGACACACUGGUGCUGCCUGACUUUGUUUCAACUCUGUUCAGAUCCUUAUUGGCUGAAAGACACAGCCAAGUACUCCUGGGUCCUGAGGUCCAAAUGCAUGAAUAUAUAUUUACUAUGUAAACAAAGGUAAAGACUUUUUACUUUUUUCAGAAGGCCAGUGCAUAUGGGAUGCAAGACUUUGUUACAGUUUAUAAUUAUAAUUAUUUAAUCCUUAGUUAAUUUUGUUGUACUAUUUUAUUUGAAAAUACCGUUUCUGUUACACAUUAAAUAA